CCUACUAAUCCACCUACGCAUCCACACGAAAGAGAAGCCCUUUGGGUGCACCCUGUGCCUUGCGAAAUUCUCCUUGCCUUACCUUUUGAAGGUACAUUUGGGGACCCACACGCGGGAGAUGCCACAGCCACUCGAGUGCACCGUAUGUCACAAGCGAUUCGCGAAUGUUAGCAGUCUGGAGUCUCAUCAGCGAGCUCACACCGAAGAAAAGUUGUACGAGGGCACCGAGUACCAUGGGGAAUUCGCCCGCCCAGGGGAUUCGACGAUACACAUGCAAACCCACUCAGGAGAGUGCACCACCACCAUAUGCCGAAAGGAAUCCUCUGUAUCUGGUCCCCUCCACCACCACCAAGGCACCCACACAACAGAGAAGCCGUAUAAGUGCACCGUGUGUCAAAGUACAUUCUCUGAAUCUUGUGUUUUGUGGAGACAUCUUAAACAACACAUAGAUGCUAUGUUAUAGUUACCUCGUCUCUUGUUAAUAUGAUAUCGAUUGCCUGUGAAAGCUGUUGUGUGAAGUGUCUCGUUUUUAUGUCACGUCGAAGAUGAAGUAAAUAUAGUAUUAGAAAUUUGUAAGUUCGUAAGAACUUGAAUAAGAAUAAAACCACCAAGUUUUCCUUGGCAUUGAAACCA
Messenger RNA from Frankliniella occidentalis (western flower thrips), 633 nucleotides. RefSeq names its product zinc finger protein 391-like. The record is from RefSeq and is a predicted model, not a curated record. NCBI's taxonomy places the organism in Eukaryota, Metazoa, Arthropoda, Insecta, Thysanoptera, Thripidae. Gene Ontology annotation, biological process: regulation of transcription by RNA polymerase II. Gene Ontology annotation, molecular function: DNA-binding transcription factor activity; RNA polymerase II cis-regulatory region sequence-specific DNA binding.